AUGCGUUCUUCCACCAUCAUCCCCGCCGUCCUCUCCCUGGCCUCCCUCUCCUCGGCCCAUUUCCUCAUGAACUACCCAAAGUCCAUCGGCUUCGACGACGACAAGGAGGGCACUGCUCCCUGCGGCGGCUUCACUCCCGACCUCUCGUCCGGCUCCAAGCAGCUCGUUGACUUCCACGUCGGCGGCGACUCGCUGGCCGUCAAGUCCACCCACCCGCAGUCCACCUGGCUGUUCCGCGCCACCCUCGACGCCAAUGCCGAGUCUGGCUGGCAGCAAAUCUUCCCCAUUGUCCAGCAGAGCGGCCUGGGCGAUUUCUGCGAGCCCCAGAUCGUGCUGCCCGCCAGCUGGGCCGGCAAGAAGGGCGUCAUCAGCGUCGUGGCUGAUGCGCCUGACGGUCUUCUCUACCAGUGCGUUGCUGCCAACUUCGUCUCUGGAUCUACCACUCCUCCCAGCGCCUGCAAGAACGCAACCAUCACCGCGUCCUUUGUCAGCGAUUCCAAGCUCUCCCCCCUCGUGUCCGGAAGCACCUCUGGCAGCUCCUCCAACAGCACCAGCACCGGAUCGCCCUCCACUUCCACCACGCCUUCGAGCACUCAGAGCAGUGCUGCUGCUGCCACCACGACCAAAAACGCUGCCGCUGCACUGGGUGUCCCGUGGUCCGUUUCUGGCGUCAACCUGGGCAGCGCCUUGACUGCUCUGUCCAUGUUCCUGGCUGGCGGCGCCUUGAUGAUUUAA
Trichoderma virens Gv29-8 is the source of this 735-nucleotide messenger RNA. RefSeq lists its product as uncharacterized. Bases 1 to 735 code for a protein of 244 amino acids. The transcript has 2 exons. NCBI's taxonomy places the organism in Eukaryota, Fungi, Ascomycota, Sordariomycetes, Hypocreales, Hypocreaceae. The record is from RefSeq and is a predicted model, not a curated record.